This is a messenger RNA of Antechinus flavipes (yellow-footed antechinus), 4156 nucleotides long. It is a transcript of the gene PITPNM1, whose product is annotated as phosphatidylinositol transfer protein membrane associated 1. Gene Ontology annotation, molecular function: phosphatidylinositol transfer activity; phosphatidylcholine intramembrane carrier activity; metal ion binding. Bases 166 to 3882 code for a protein of 1238 amino acids. Gene Ontology annotation, biological process: phospholipid transport. The transcript has 23 exons. The record is from RefSeq and is a predicted model, not a curated record. NCBI's taxonomy places the organism in Eukaryota, Metazoa, Chordata, Mammalia, Dasyuromorphia, Dasyuridae. Gene Ontology annotation, cellular component: cytoplasm.
CAGGGCGGCCGGGGCCAGGGCCGGGCUCCUCCCCGAGCCGGGGGACCGGACACCCCGAACUCGCCCCAGCCCUGACGGGCGCGCCCCGAUCCCGACCCAGGAGGGAGGCCAGGCGAGGCGGGCGGGCACCGGCCCUGCUGGCCGGGCGGCGGGCAGGCGGGCACCAUGCUGAUCAAGGAGUACCACAUCCUGCUGCCCAUGAGCCUGGAAGAGUACCAGGUGGCCCAGCUGUACAUGAUCCAGAAGAAAAGCCGAGAAGAAUCUAGCGGCGAGGGCAGCGGGGUGGAGAUCUUGGCCAACAGGCCCUACGAGGAUGGGCCCGGGGGCAGCGGGCAGUACACCCACAAGGUCUACCACGUGGGCUCCCACAUCCCCGGGUGGUUCCGGGCCCUGCUGCCCAAGGCCGCCCUGCAGGUGGAGGAGGAGUCCUGGAACGCUUACCCCUACACCAGGACCCGCUACACCUGCCCCUUUGUCGAGAAAUUCUCCAUUGAAAUAGAAACCUACUACCGGCCCGAUGGGGGCCAGCAGCCCAACGUCUUCAACCUGAGCGGGGCCGAGAGGAGGCAGCGCAUCCUGGACACCAUCGACAUCGUCCGGGACGCGGUGGCCCCCGGCGAGUACAAGGCCGAGGAGGACCCCAGACUCUACCGCUCCGCCAAGACGGGCCGCGGGCCGCUGGGGGACGACUGGGCGCGGCAGGCGGCGCAGGCGGGGCCCCUGAUGUGCGCCUACAAACUGUGCAAGGUGGAGUUCCGCUACUGGGGCAUGCAGGCCAAGAUCGAGCAGUUCAUCCACGACGUCGGUCUCCGGCGGGUGAUGCUCCGGGCCCACCGCCAGGCCUGGUGCUGGCAGGACGAGUGGACGGAGCUGAGCAUGGCGGAUAUCCGCGCCCUGGAGGAAGAGACGGCCCGCAUGCUGGCCAGAAAGAUGGCCAAGUGCGCCACGCCCGAGGGGGAGGGGGCCGAGCCCGCCGGGAAGCCGGGGCCCGAGGGCCGGCCUGCCGCCAGUGCGGAGGGGCCGCCCGAGGGGCCCGAGGGGCCGCCCGCGCCCGACGCGUCCCCGGACUCCGAGAGCUUCUCCAAGCAGUGGUCUGCGUCCCCGCGCUCCUCCUACUCCUCCCAGCACGGAGGGGGGGUGUCCCCGCAGAGCUUGUCCGAGUGGCGGAUGCAGAACAUUGCGCGGGACUCGGAGAACAGCUCGGAGGACGAGUUCUUCGAUGCACAUGAAGGCUUCUCAGACAGCGAGGACGUCUUCCCCAAGGAAAUGACCAAAUGGAACUCCAACGACUUCAUUGAUGCCUUUGCGUCCCCAGCUGUGGUUUCGGGGGCUUCCGACCCCGCAGACCCCGGGGCCGAGGUCACCAAGGGCGAAGGAGACGGGGCGGGCGCGUCCAGGGACUCCGAGGGUCUCGGGGCCGGGGAGCUGGGGCCCGAGGCCUGCGCCGUCCACGCCCUGUUCCUCAUCCUGCACAGCGGGAACAUCCUGGACUCGGGGCCCGGAGACGUGGACUCCAAGCAGGCCGACGUGCAGACCCUGAGCGCGGCCUUCGACGCCGUCACCCGCGUCCACUUUCCCGAGGCCCUGGGCCACGUGGCACUGCGCCUGGUGCCCUGCCCCCCCAUCUGCGCCGCGGCCUAUGCCCUUGUCUCCAACCUGAGCCCCUACAGCCACGACGGCGACAGCCUGUCCCGCUCCCAGGACCACAUCCCGCUGGCCGCCCUGCCGCUGCUGGCCACCUCGUCCUCCCGGUACCAAGGGGCCGUGGCCACGGUCAUCGCCCGCACCAACCAGGCCUACGCUGCCUUCCUGCGCUCGCCCGAGGGCGCCGGCUUCUGUGGGCAGGUGGUGCUGAUCGGGGACGGCGUCGGAGGCAUCCUGGGCUUCGAUGCGCUCUGCUACAGCGCCAACGCCAGCUCGGGCAGCCUGGGCAGCAGCCGCCGAGGCAGCGUGAACAACGAGCUGCUUUCCCCCGAGCAAGGCCCAGGACGGGACCCGCUGGCCGACGGUGUGGAGGCCCUGGGCCGGGCCAGCCCGGAGCCCGGCUCUCUCGGUGCCCAGCGCCCGCCCAGCGACGGCCCGGCCCCGGAGCCCGACCCUCCGUCCUCGGCCUGCAGCCUGCAGGCUGGCACGGCCCCGGCAGAACCCCGGCGGGGGAGCACCGUCUCCUGCCCAGCCCCGGAGGCCGCCGACGGCCCCGCCCGCCUCGACUUCAGGGUGUCUGGCUUCUUCCUCUUUGGCUCGCCCCUGGGCCUGGUGCUAGCCCUCCGCAAGACCGUGAUGCCCGCCCUGGAGGUGACCCAGAUGCGCCCGGCCUGCGAGCAGAUCUACAACCUCUUCCACGCUGCUGACCCCUGUGCCUCCCGCCUGGAGCCUCUGCUGGCCCCCAAGUUCCAGGCCAUCGCCCCCCUCACCGUGCCCCGCUACCAGAAGUUCCCCCUGGGAGACGGCACCUCCCUGCUGCUGGCUGACACUUUGCAGACCCACUCAGGCCUGUUCUUGGAGGAGCUGGAGAUGAUGGUGCCGUCCACCCCCACCUCAGCCAGCGGCGGCUUCUGGCGGGGCGGCGAGCUGGGGUCCGAGCCCCCGGCCCCCACGGGCACCCCCAGCACGGCCAGCGAGGUGGUCAAGAUCCUGGAGCGCUGGUGGGGGACCAAGCGCAUCGACUAUUCCCUGUACUGCCCCGAGGCGCUCACGGCCUUCCCCACGGUGACCCUGCCCCACCUCUUCCACGCCAGCUACUGGGAGUCAGCGGACGUGGUGGCCUUCAUCUUGCGCCAGGUCAUCGAGAAGGAGCGGCCCCAGCUGGCCGAGUGUGAGGAGCCGUCCAUGUACAGCCCGGCCUUCCCUCGGGAGAAGUGGCAGAGGAAGCGGACCCAGGUCAAGAUUCGGAACGUGACCUCCAACCACCGGGCCAGCGACAUCGUCGUGUGUGAGGGCCGGCCGCAGGUACUGAGCGGGCGCUUCAUGUACGGGCCCCUGGACGUGGUGACGCUGACCGGAGAGAAGGUGGACGUCUACAUCAUGACCCAGCCCCUCUCCGGCAAGUGGAUCCAUUUUGGCACCGAAGUGACCAACAGCUCGGGCCGGCUCACCUUCCCGGUGCCCCCCGAGCGCUCCCUGGGCAUCGGCGUCUACCCCGUCCGGAUGGUGGUCAGGGGGGAUCACACUCACGCCGAGUGCUGCCUGACCGUGGUGGCCCGAGGCACCGAGGCCGUGGUGUUCAGCAUCGACGGGUCCUUCACGGCCAGCGUCUCCAUCAUGGGCAGCGACCCCAAAGUGAGGGCUGGAGCUGUGGACGUGGUCAGGCACUGGCAGGACUCGGGCUACCUGAUCGUGUACGUGACGGGCCGGCCGGACAUGCAGAAGCACCGCGUGGUGGCCUGGCUGUCCCAGCACAACUUCCCCCACGGGGUGGUCUCCUUCUGUGACGGCCUCACCCACGACCCCCUGCGGCAGAAGGCCGUGUUCCUGCAGAGCCUGGUGCAGGAGGUGGAGCUGAACAUCGUGGCCGGCUACGGGUCCCCCAAGGAUGUGGCCGUGUACGGGGCCCUGGGGCUCCCCCCCAGCCAGACCUACAUCGUGGGCCGGGCGGUCCGCAAGCUUCAGGCCCAAUGCCAGUUCUUGUCCGAAGGCUAUGUGGCCCACCUGUCCCAGCUGGAAGCCGGCGCCCACCCCCACGCCCCCCAGGCCACGCCAAGGACAGGACUGGCCAAGAGCAGUUAUGUGGCAGCUCCCGUGGACUUUCUCCGCAAGCAGAGCCAACUGCUCCGCUCGCGGGGGCCCAGUCAGGCGGAUCGGGAGGGACCCGGGACCCCGCCCACGGCCCUGGCCCGGGCCAAGGCGCGCAGCGUCAGCCUCAAGCUGGACAGCGAGGAGUGACCCGCGGGCCCCGCACAGGGAACUGCUCCUGGAUGGACGAUCCCCCCAGCCCCGCCCCGAGGCGGAGGGGGCCGGCUCCGUGCCCACCUCCCCAGACUCCACCCCCGGGCGCGCGCCCUUCAGUUCUGUGUGUCUCUCCCCCCCCCUUCCCAGUCAAUGUGUUACAAAUCCCUUUAAUGUGAGGGGACCGCCCGGGGAGAGGGCAGGGGGGCAGGGGCCCCGGAGGCUUCCACGACGUGUGAAACUGUGAACAUUAAACCCACCCCCCACCGUG